This is a messenger RNA of Cynocephalus volans (Philippine flying lemur), 2051 nucleotides long. It is a transcript of the gene STEAP2, whose product is annotated as STEAP2 metalloreductase. Bases 326 to 1678 code for a protein of 450 amino acids. Gene Ontology annotation, molecular function: cupric reductase (NADH) activity; ferric-chelate reductase (NADPH) activity. The record is from RefSeq and is a predicted model, not a curated record. Gene Ontology annotation, biological process: copper ion import. Gene Ontology annotation, cellular component: endosome; plasma membrane. Lineage: Eukaryota; Metazoa; Chordata; Mammalia; Dermoptera; Cynocephalidae. The transcript has 6 exons.
CCGAGCUCUGUCCGCAACCUACGCGCUGCGCCCGCCCGGCGCGCAGCCCCUGGUGGCGCGUCACCGCGAGGCCGGCCUCCGCGUGCCUCCCUCCCUCGUCCUCUCCGGCUCUACGCGGUCCCGCUCGGGGAGGCGGGGAAGCAGCCGGAGCGCGAGCGCCGCGGCAGCCACCCUGCAGCCGCCGGUCGGAGGUGCAGUCCGGAGGCCCUGGAGCCCGGGCGGGCCUCUGGGGAGUCGGCGCCGCGCCAAGGAGCUGCAAGACUCGCCUCUGCCCUGCGCGAAGGGCGCGGAGGAUAUUCCUGGUGAUCUCAGAAGAGUCUGUAUCAUGGAAUCAAUCUCUAUGAUGGGAAGCCCUAAGAGCCUUAGCGAAAAUUUUUUGCCUAAUGGCAUAAACAGUAUCAAAGAUGCAAGGAAGGUCACUAUAGGUGUAAUUGGAAGUGGGGAUUUUGCCAAAUCCCUGACCAUUCGACUUAUCAGAUGUGGCUAUCAUGUGGUCAUAGGAAGUAGAAAUCCCAAGUUUGCUUCCGAAUUUUUUCCUCAUGUAGUAGAUGUCACCCAUCAUGAAGAUGCUCUAAUGAAAACAAAUAUAAUAUUUGUUGCUAUACAUAGAGAACAUUACACCUCCCUGUGGGACCUGAGACAUCUGCUUGUGGGUAAAAUCCUGAUUGACGUGAGCAAUAACAUGAGGAUAAACCAAUACCCAGAAUCCAAUGCUGAAUAUUUAGCUUCAUUAUUCCCAGAUUCCUUGAUUGUCAAAGGAUUUAAUGUUGUCUCAGCUUGGGCACUUCAGCUAGGACCUAAGGAUGCCAGCCGACAGGUUUAUAUAUGCAGCAACAAUAUUCAAGCCCGACAACAGGUUAUUGAACUUGCCCGUCAGUUGAAUUUCAUUCCCGUUGACUUGGGAUCAUUAUCAUCAGCGAGAGAGAUUGAAAAUUUACCCCUGCGACUAUUUACUCUCUGGAGAGGUCCAGUGGUGGUAGCCAUAAGCCUGGCCACGUUUUUCUUUCUUUAUUCCUUUGUCAGAGAUGUGAUACAUCCAUAUGCAAAAAACCAGCAGAGUGACUUUUACAAGAUUCCUAUUGAGAUCGUGAAUAAAACCUUGCCUGUAGUUGCCAUUACUUUGCUGUCCCUGGUAUACCUAGCAGGUCUCCUGGCAGCUGCAUAUCAGCUUUAUUAUGGCACCAAGUAUAGGAGAUUUCCACCUUGGUUGGAGACCUGGUUACAGUGUAGAAAACAGCUUGGAUUACUAAGUUUUUUCUUUGCUGUGGUCCAUGUUGCCUACAGCCUCUGCUUACCAAUGCGAAGGUCAGAGAGAUACUUGUUUCUCAACAUGGCUUAUCAGCAGGUUCAUGCAAAUAUUGAAAACUCUUGGAAUGAGGAAGAAGUUUGGAGAAUUGAAAUAUAUAUCUCCUUUGGCAUAAUGAGCCUUGGCUUACUUUCCCUCCUGGCAGUCACUUCUAUCCCUUCAGUGAGCAGUGCUUUAAACUGGAGAGAAUUCAGUUUUAUUCAGUCUACGCUUGGAUAUGUCGCUCUGCUCAUCAGUACUUUCCAUGUUUUAAUUUAUGGAUGGAAACGAGCCUUUGAAGAAGAGUAUUACAGGUUUUAUACACCACCAAACUUUGUUCUUGCUCUUGUUUUGCCCUCAGUUGUAAUUCUGGUUAGGUGUCUAAGUGCCUGAGUGCUGGCCAGUGAGAUGAAGUCUCCUCAAAGGAAUGCAGUAUGUGUUCUUUAUCCUCCCUCCAUCUUGCUGCUGGGAUUGUGGAUAUAAUGGGAGCCCUGGCAACUGCCCCGGAUGAUCAAGGCCACAUCCCAAGGAAGGCAGAUUAGAGACUGCAAAGACUCCGACUACUUCACUACUUCCACUGCUUUUUCCUGCAGUUAAACAAUUGCGAAUUUGGGUUUCUUUGUCAUAUGAAGUCAAAAACCAAUCUUUUCUGGCCUUCACUUCUUUGUCAUGAGACUGUUUAAUACUGUUUGAAUAAAAUAGACUGCAAUAAUUCUUACCUUUAAAAGCUUUUAAAGGGUAAUGUGCAAUUCACAUUAAAAUUAAU